This is a messenger RNA of Glossina fuscipes, 1101 nucleotides long. It is a transcript of the gene Ctr1A, whose product is annotated as high affinity copper uptake protein 1. The record is from RefSeq and is a predicted model, not a curated record. Gene Ontology annotation, cellular component: membrane. Gene Ontology annotation, biological process: copper ion transmembrane transport. Bases 286 to 1005 code for a protein of 239 amino acids. Gene Ontology annotation, molecular function: copper ion transmembrane transporter activity. The transcript has 6 exons. NCBI's taxonomy places the organism in Eukaryota, Metazoa, Arthropoda, Insecta, Diptera, Glossinidae.
AAUAAAAAUUAAAUUGAAACAAUUGGAAAGUAAAGACAUUCCAAACAAAAGUGCGUGUCUCUCUAUUUAUAUAAAUAUUAGCAAGAAAAGUUUGAGAUUGUUUUGCUUUAAAGUCUGGAAAAGAUCGUAAAUAUCUUGCAGAACGAUAGUCUCCAUAACCGAUUUUCCUUUUGCUUUACAUAAACGGAUUUUUCUUCCUAUAAACAACAACAAUAACAAUAACAACAAUUAAAAUAAUAAUAUUAAUAAAUAAAUAAAUAAAUUAAUUAAUAAAUAAAUAAUAACAUGGAUCAUUCCCAACACACUUUACACAGCAAUCACGAUCAUUUAAUGCAUCCUAUGCAUACUGCUACAGAAAGGGCCAUGGACCAGCAAAUGAUGUCUACAACAACAAGUUCGGCCGAUAUGCACAUGCAUCACAGUACAAUGCAUCACAGCGGGCAUAGUAUGGACGAGAGCGGCGGCGGGAGGAAUAUUGGCGGCGAUAAUAUGCAUAUGAUGCAUAGUAUGAUGUCCAUGUCGUUUCAUUUCGGUUGUAAUGAAAUCAUCUUAUUUGAUUUUUGGAAAGUGACUACCGUUUGGGGUAUGGUCGGAUCGGCUAUUGCCGUUUUUAUUUUGGCCUUGCUGUAUGAGGGGCUCAAGUACUAUCGUGAAUAUCUGUUCUGGAAAACUUAUAAUUUAUUGGAAUAUCGUCCAGUAACGGCCCCCCAAACAAGUGCCGAAACUGGUAAUAGUUCAGCGGUAACACCACAAAACUCUGCUGCUCGCGUCCAAUAUGUGGGCGAAGUUAUACAUAAACAACCUCCCAGCAUGUUGUCACUGAGUCAUUUAUAUCAAACAUUCUUGCACAUGGUGCAAGUUACAGUGUCCUUUUUUCUAAUGUUAAUAUUUAUGACUUAUAACGUGUGGUUAUGUAUGGCCGUUGUAUUGGGUGCUGGCUUGGGUUAUUUCCUAUUCUGCUGGAAGAAAUCCGUUAUUGUCGAUGUAACGGAACAUUGUCACUAGCAAUGUAUAAGAUGUCAAUGACGUUUUGCAAUGCGAAAAUAUUUAUGGCCAACACAAGUGGGCAUUAAACCAGCACUACCAUUAUUACAACAACAA